Messenger RNA from Prorocentrum cordatum, 788 nucleotides. The record is from the annotation of a GenBank genome assembly. NCBI's taxonomy places the organism in Eukaryota, Dinophyceae, Prorocentrales, Prorocentraceae.
AUGGACUCCAGCAUCGCCCUGUUCCAGCGCUUCUAUGCCUGGGAGCUGCUGGAGAACUGCGGGACGGAGAAGGCGAGUGGCGCAGGCUCCAUCAGCCUAGACACGGAGAGCAGCGACAUCGCCCACGCGGCGCCGCGCGUCGCGGCGCUCGCUCCGAGCCGCCCCGGCCAUGCUCUGGUGUCCGGCAAGACAGUCUCGUGGCACCUCGCUGGCACGAGGCGCGUGGGCUUGCAGUGCCACGCCACGCAGGAGUUCGCCAUGGGCGGGCCGCUCCCUCUGGAUGCGCGUGCCGACGCGAGCUUCGAGGACGUCGGCGCCCAGGUGGGUGUCUCGUUGUACAUCUUUGGUUGCUUGGUCGUCUGGCGCAGCGUGCGCCUGCUGGUCGCCCCGGUCAGCGCGGCGGAGGCGGAUGUGAACUCGCUGGCCGUCGGCGAGAACGUGAGCGCUGCCGCUGCGGUCAACGCCAAUCGUUCCAGGAUGACACCCGGGCUGCUGGAGUUGCUGUUCGUCGCCGCCGCCAAGCAGCGCGCGGACGUGCCCGCGAAGUGCGGCGGGGCCCAGCGCGCGGCGAGAAUCCGGCAGCACUUCGGCCUUCGAGCUCUGUCCCGGGAGGGCAGAUUUGAUUUGUGAGUGGGCUACUUAGUUUUGCUCUGGAUGUUUUGAUCGGCGUGUAUUGUUGCGGCACGCGCCUAUAGUUGUGGACAUGUUUUUUAGAGGAAUCGGUCGCGCGCCCCCACUCCGUGCCAGGUUGCGCUGGCGCGAAUACGGAUGUCUGCAGCCGCGCGCCG